Messenger RNA from Adineta ricciae, 1122 nucleotides. The record is from the annotation of a GenBank genome assembly. NCBI's taxonomy places the organism in Eukaryota, Metazoa, Rotifera, Eurotatoria, Adinetida, Adinetidae.
AUGAAUACGUUUCCUAACGCCGAGAAAUCGACCAAAACUUCGACAACAACAACAACUAUAACGAAAAGAGCACCUUUGACUAAAGCAUUCAUUACUCCGAAGGAAUUUGUCGACUUAGUUUCGGAGAAAUCGAAUAACCAAGACGUUCCCAUACUUGAUUGUCGUUCGCAAAUGGACUUCGGUUGUGAACGAAUACGUUCGUCACACAAUAUUAACUGUCGAACGAAAAUCAUGGCGAGAAAAUUAACUUCCAAACGUUUAGAAGAUGUAGAACCGAACUUAUCCUCCUCUUUACAUAACUCUGACAUCGUUAUUCUCUAUGAUCAAUCAACAGAUGUACCGGAAGAAGAUAAAAUUCGUUCUCUACCGAUUAAUCUUGUUGUUCAAGCUGCACAGAAAUCAAAUAAAAUAGUUCAAAUAAUUCAAGAUGCAGUUAAAACUGAAUUUCCACAUUUGAUUGAAUGCGCACCGGAAGCACCGAAAUGUAAAACUGAUGAUGAUCUACCUCCUUUACCGGCAAGUCCCGAUACAAUCGAUAAGGAAAAUAUUAUUAUGUCAGAAAUUGUUCCACACAUAUAUGUUGGAAAUAUAUGUGACGCACAAAAUCUCGAUCGAUUGACUGAGCAUGGAAUAACACAUAUUAUAAAUUGCACACCUGAUUUGCCUUUCUAUUGGGAAAAGAAACAUGAAUAUUUGCGAUUAGAUGUGCUCGAUUUACCAUCACAAAACAUUCGUAAACAUUUCGAAACUGCCAUAGAUUUUAUCGACAAAGCAUUGCAAUCGAAUGGUAAAGUUCUUGUUCAUUGUUCAGCAGGGAUCAGUCGGAGUCCGACAUUAGUACUUGCUUACCUGAUGAAGAAGAAACGCUGGACGUUAGACGAAGCUUUUGAAAAAAUGAGAAAAUUACGUCGAAUAGUUGACCCGAAUGUAAGUUUUAUCAUUCAGUUACGUGAAUGGGAAAAAACUCUCAUGGCAAACGCGGUAACUGAACCGAAUGAAGACAACUUAGGAGCGACGAGUCGAUCAACAUCGUCAGGCACAUAUUGCGGGUCAACAUCGAAAACGAAAAGCGAAAGCAAAGCAUGUGCAACAACUUCAGAUGCGGCGAUAACUGUCAAUUGA